AUGCUAAAAAAAAAAAUAACCGGACUGUAUUUUUCAGGAACCUGCCCUAAAGGGUACAAGAAGUACCGCGCGGUCUGCUACAAGCUGUUCAACGAGCGCAAGUCGUUCUCCGAAGCGGCUAAGACCUGCCAGGCCGGUGGGGGCACCCUCGCCAUGCCCCGAGACGAUAGAAUCAACGCCUUCCUCCUCACACUCAUGAACGAGGAAGACAUCUCCCACGGCAUUUGGUUCGGCUUGCACGACAGGGUACAGGAGGGGUACUGGAAAUGGAUAGACGGGACCCCUUUGAACACCUGGACAGCUGGCUACAGAGACUGGGCGCCGGGACAGCCCAACAGUGAGCGGGGCGACGACGACUGCGCCGCCUACUCCUCAGACCUGUGGUACGACUUGAACUGUCGUUACAAGGAGAGUUUCAUCUGUGAAAUUGUUCUACCAGAUACUUCUGGCGUGAAACAGUUUCAGAUCCAACCCCUGUAG
Messenger RNA from Branchiostoma belcheri (Belcher's lancelet), 480 nucleotides. RefSeq names its product C-type lectin domain family 4 member M-like. Lineage: Eukaryota; Metazoa; Chordata; Leptocardii; Amphioxiformes; Branchiostomatidae. The record is from RefSeq and is a predicted model, not a curated record. Bases 1 to 480 code for a protein of 159 amino acids. The transcript is spliced from 3 exons.